Messenger RNA from Phytophthora nicotianae INRA-310, 1265 nucleotides. RefSeq lists its product as hypothetical. The record is from RefSeq and is a predicted model, not a curated record. The transcript has 2 exons. Bases 83 to 838 code for a protein of 251 amino acids. Lineage: Eukaryota; Oomycota; Peronosporomycetes; Peronosporales; Peronosporaceae.
GAUUUGUAGAGGUGUUGCCCCCUUGGCCGCACGAACGGGAGGCCAGCACCAGCGGAACUCAACUUGGAGAGACUCAAAAGGCAUGUGGGCGAAACAGGCAGGCAAGGCCAUCCGGUCCCUGGGCCAGACGAUCGACCGUGUCGGUGUCUCGCUGGAGGGCAAGUUCACGUACACGGAGCACUUGAACCCCUCGACGCGUGCCGUGAAGAACCUGGGACGCUCGCCCAAGUUUGAGGAGGGCGUGUUCGUGGCUCCCAAUGCGUCAGUGAUUGGCGAUGUCAAGGUGGGCAAGGGCAGCUCUAUCUGGUAUAAUGCCACCGUGCGUGGCGACGUCAACCACAUUACCAUCGGUGAGAACACAAACAUUCAGGACCAGGCCGUGGUGCACGUGGCCAAGAUCCACAAGGACAUUCCCACCAAGAUUGGCAGCAAUGUGACCGUUGGCCCUGCCGCCAUCGUGCACGCCUGCACCAUUCAGGACCACUGCAUUAUUGGCACGGGCGCACAGGUACUGGAUGGCGCUGUGGUUGGAGCCAAGUCCAUCAUUACCGCUGGAUCCAUCGUCACGAAAGGCAAGCAGGUGCCCUCUGGACAGCUCUGGUCUGGUGUCCCCGCCCGCUACCUGCGCGACCUCACAGCCGAGGAGACGCAGUUCAUGCAGCAGUGCUCGGCCGAGUACACGCAACUGGCGGAGCAGCACGCUGAGGAGUGCGCUAAGACCUUCGAGGAAUACGAGGCCGACACGGAGCGCUACAAGAUUCUGCGAGACGUGGGCGAGACUGGUCUGCCGCAGAAGGGCGAUGAACGCGAGGACACUGGUCUCUACUUUCGUUACUAGACGUCUGUCUCCACGUGUGGCUAGCGUGAGGGGCAGCGGUGUUGAAUGCAGAAGUUAAGGGUGGCGAAGAGCAAACAAAAAGAAUGAAAAUGGACUCAUACGACAGAAUGGCUCCGUGGCUUUUCUUUUGUAGGUGGCUCGAAUAAUAUGGCAUGUACAAACUCCAGUCAUGAUCGAUGCUGAUCACUCAUCGUCGCUCUGCUCUUGCGUCGCAACUACAUCAAGACAUAGUAAAGAAUCAGUGUAAGCAAGCAAACAGCUAGUAAUUCGACUUACACGAGAGCGCAAUCAGCUUAAGAAAAAACUCUCGCACUGCUGGCUGUUGAAGUGUCGCCGAUACCGCGAAGUCUUUUGGGUUGGCCAUGAGCUGAGUACAACAUCAUCACGUGCGUUAGUUGCACAGCUAAUAUACUUAAGUAAUCGCUCA